UAAUGCUAUUUGGUGGCCUACAUGCCUUUGGAAUCCCCAAUCAUCUCGUAUUCAAAAUACUAAAGCUUGCAAUUGGCUCCCGUUUCAAAAGGCUCCGUGUCAUGGCUCGCAGAGCUCAGGGAACCCGCCAUUCCGCUGGUUGCUCUGUCGGCAUAGCCCACAGUCCUGGAUUUGACAUCUGUCUGCUAGGUGCCUGCAGUUUCCAGGUUUCCCCUUAUGAUGCGCCGACUGAUGGAAUGAAGAACGCCACAAUAGGCUCGCAUACAUCCUGCGAAUCUUUGGCGAAUCUUCCAUUCGGUCGCGACUAGAAGUCACUGGAAGACUCAUCCCUCAUCCGAGAAUACUGCUUGUUCCCUUCAACGUCCAAAGAGGCGUGUAUCCAGGUGGCACCCCAUACAG
Somion occarium is the source of this 399-nucleotide messenger RNA. Lineage: Eukaryota; Fungi; Basidiomycota; Agaricomycetes; Polyporales; Cerrenaceae. The record is from the annotation of a GenBank genome assembly.